AAAAACUAGAUAGCAUUUAUGGCUAAUGAGCUUGGUUUGAUGAUGAGAAAGAACAAGUGGAAGAUGCCUAUGAAUGUUUUCUUCAAGGAUGCAAGACUUGUUUUCAAGUGGGACAAACUUGGUAAGGAGAUCCUAGGAAUAGCAUUUCCUGCUGCUCUAGCUGUUGCUGCUGAUCCCAUUGCCUCUCUUAUUGACACCAUUUUCGUCGGCCAUAUCGGAGCGAUUGAACUUGCUGCUGUGGGAGUCUCUGUUGCGAUAUUCAACCAAGCUUCAAGGAUUACCAUAUUCCCACUUGUGAGCAUAACAACAUCUUUUGUUGCUGAAGAAGACACUAUUCGGAAAACUGCCAUAAAACCAGCUAAAGGUGAGAUAGAAAAGAAGCAUUUGGCAGAAAAUGGUCAAAAGAGAGAACUUACACCACAAGAUGAAACCAAGAAGGAAAAUACGUUGGAAAAGAGUAGUACUAAUUCGCUCACAAGCAACGAAACAAGAAAUCCGGCACCCGAAAAUGGCACCAUUCAAGAUUUGGAAAAGAAUGCAUCAGGAGAAAAGAGUGAGGAACUUGAAAAGAAGUCCUCAAAACAAGAUGGGAAAAAAGAAUCUAUGCCAGAAAAUGCCACACUCGAGAACGUCGAAAAAGAUUCAAGCACAAAUAAGUCUGAGCCUCCUGCGGUCAGCACUCCAACAGUAAAAUCCAAGAAGAAAGAGAAGAAGCAGAUUGCUUCAGCAUCAACAGCACUGAUGUUUGGAACAGUGUUGGGCCUCCUACAAGCUAUAUUCCUUGCAUUUGGUGCUAAAUUCUUGUUAAAUGUAAUGGGAGUGAAGCAAGGAUCUCCAAUGCUAGCUCCUGCCAUGAAAUAUUUGGUGUUAAGGUCACUUGGUGCUCCUGCUGUUCUCCUUUCUCUGGCCAUGCAAGGAAUCUUCAGAGGGUUUAAGGACACAAGAACUCCUCUCUAUGUCAUUGUUUUGGGGUACGCAACAAAUAUCAUUUUGGAUCCAAUAUUGAUAUUUGUGUGCCAUUUGGGAGUGAAGGGUGCAGCUAUUGCACAUGUUCUCUCUCAGUAUUUAAUUGUGUUGGUCCUCGCUUGGAGAUUGAUGCAAAAAGUUAAUCUCUUACCUCCUAGCCUUAAAGAGUUGCAGUUUGGUCGGUUUCUAAGAAAUGGUAGUCUGCUCCUGGCAAGAGUCAUAGCUGUGACCUUCUGUGUGACACUGGCUGCAUCCAUGGCUGCCCGGCUAGGUCCAACGCCAAUGGCCGCCUUCCAGACUUGCUUGCAGGUCUGGAUGACAUCAUCCCUCCUCGCCGAUGGCCUAGCCGUCGCUGGACAGGCGAUCCUAGCGUGUGCAUUUGCAGAGAAAGAUUACGAGAAGACCACAGCAACAGCCACAAGGGUUCUACAGAUGAGUUUCGUUCUGGGCGUUGGGCUUGCGGUGGUUGUAGCGGGGAUUAUGUACUUCGGAGCCGGAAUCUUCUCCGGCGAUGCUCAAGUGCAGGCCCUCAUCCACAUCGGAGUUCCGUUUGUGGCAGCAACACAGCCAAUGAACUCCUUGGCAUUUGUGUUUGAUGGAGUGAACUUUGGAGCUUCUGAUUUUGCAUACUCUGCCUAUUCCUUGACUCUGGUGGCCAUUGCCACCAUUCUCUCCCUCUUCCUUCUCUCCAAGAGCUAUGGCUUCGUUGGAAUUUGGACUGCUUUGGCUAUCUAUAUGGCUCUUCGCACUCUCGUGGGUCUAUUAAGGAUGGGAAGUGGAACGGGACCGUGGCGUUACCUAAAAGGAUCAUUGUUGCCCUAGUCACAUUGUGGUGUCACAAGAAAAAGUUCAAUUAGUGAAGGUCUAUAAGAAUGAUGGUCACAAGGGUUUUCAUUUUUCUUGAAUGUCGUUAUAACUAUUAUUUUCAUAUUAACUUCUACUAUACUAUAUAGUCCUAAGUUGGGGGAGAGCUUCUUUCUUACAACAUCAUAUUAUUGUUAUGAAAGGAAAUUUUAUAUUGUCCGUGUAACAUUAUAUCAAGUUUUUUCGUAAUUUAUAAAUACAUCCACUAUCUGACUAA
Momordica charantia (bitter melon) is the source of this 2047-nucleotide messenger RNA. Its product is annotated as protein DETOXIFICATION 43. The record is from RefSeq and is a predicted model, not a curated record. Lineage: Eukaryota; Viridiplantae; Streptophyta; Magnoliopsida; Cucurbitales; Cucurbitaceae. Gene Ontology annotation, molecular function: antiporter activity; citrate transmembrane transporter activity; xenobiotic transmembrane transporter activity. Gene Ontology annotation, cellular component: membrane. Gene Ontology annotation, biological process: transmembrane transport.